GAAAUGGCUCUGUCUCGCUCUGUCUGCACCCCGCAACUUCCCCAGGCAGGUGGCAUCAGAGCAGUUACCAGGGAUGCCAUCCUUUAAAACUGUGGUAUUGGCUUUGUCCCUGCCUGUGGAAAGACACGUGGAUUGUGGCUCCCCAAUAAUGGCCACAGGGAACCUGGGUGACCUAUAUUAUUUCUUUGCCUGAAGAACUAGAUAAACCAGGUUUAGCGACACUUCUUGAUGAACAUGGAACAGCUGGACACGGAUCUCACUCACUCUCCUAGGAAACCUUCAACCUGCACAAGCUACUCAACAUCUUAUUUCUCUUCAGGGCAGAGACAGGCCCUGGUGUGUUUCCUCACAAACCCACACUGUGGCAGCAUCAUUAAUGCUGAUGGCCAUGGUGAAGUGUGGACAGAUUGGAAUGAUGUGUCCAAGUUUUUCCAGUAUGGAUGGAGAUGCACCACUAAUGAGAAUUCCUAUUCAAUCCGUACUCUGAUGGGCAACUGGAACCAGGAAAGAUAUGACCUAAAGAAUAUUGUGCAGCCAAAACCCCUGCCUUCCCAGUUUGGACACUAUUUCGAAACAAUAUAUGACACAAGCUAUAACGACAAGAUGCCUCUUUCAACCCAGAGAUUUAACCAAGAGCCGCACUGGUUCCCAGGACAUCAACCGGAACUGGAUCCUCCCCAAUACAAAUGCACAGGAAAGUCCACGCACAUGAAUAGCUAUUCAAAACCUCAACUCACGCAUCAUCUUGAGUGUGUAUGGGAUCCUAGUAAUGACCAAUUUCACGGUCCACGAUUGUAAGAAAGAAAGGGAAGUUUUGUUUCUCCAGAAUAGAGUGUAGAAAGGAGCAGGUUCUAAGCACAACUAAGACCUUAGCUUGUAGGGAUACAAUCUGGCUUUCUGAAUAAAAUAUUCAGAAACUCUUCUCUGCCCCCGUUUAUUGUUGUAACAAAGGUUUAAAUGUUAAAUUUUAGUUGAUUUACUCUCAGUUCUCUAUCAGGGGUUGUGCAGGAGGAUCUAGAAAGAAUGAGUCCUCUGAAAUCUACAACCACUGUUCUUGUCUGCCUUCAUCAGUAAAUAAAAAGACAGCAGCAGUCACUAUUAGGUAAGUUCUGUUUAACUAGCCGCUUUCUGGAGAACAAGCCACGGGCACAUUGUGUACUUGGUCUGUGACACCAAGUUCUUUUGCUCGGUUAUUAACUGAUAGGUUGAAACUUCCAAGUCCACACACAGGCACUUCAGAAGAAUGUCCUAGU
Molecule: messenger RNA, 1253 nt
Organism: Echinops telfairi (small Madagascar hedgehog)
Lineage: Eukaryota; Metazoa; Chordata; Mammalia; Afrosoricida; Tenrecidae
Gene: CFAP68
Product: chromosome unknown C11orf1 homolog
Exons: 5
Coding region: 229-798 (189 amino acids)
Cellular component (GO): nucleus
Source: RefSeq, a predicted model, not a curated record